CUCGAAUGGAGAAUAUAUCGUUAUAUUUAAUCAUGGAACUAUGGAGUUUAAAAUUAUUAAAUAUAGUCAAUAUGAAAAAAUUUAUAAGGCAAACUCAUGUAAAUUUGACGAUCGUCACUUUGAAGAAUAUAAAUCUCUAUCUACAAAAAGUACAUUUAUGUUAGCAAUAUCAAAUAAUUUUGAAGUUAAGGAAGAUAAUUUCAUUUUUGUUGCAAUAUCAUGUAUAAUAGAAAAAGAUGAAUCCAUAAUUGAUAUUGAUGAUCAAACUACUGUUGAUAAUGAUAAAAGAGAACAACCUUUGAAUGGGAAAACGAUUAUCUAUAAAGUAGUUUUAGAUUCAUCUAAGCAAGAAAAAAUUAAACCAUACAAAGAAGAAGAAAUCGGUGGAAUUGUUUCUUUUGUUCAUGAGGAAAACAAUUCUAGUAAAACAGAUUGCUUUAUCUUUAAUGCAAACGGAAUCUAUAGACUCUCACUUUUUGGAUUCAAUAAUAUUUUUUUAAAGAGUUUUGAGCAUUUCAAUUAUCCAAAAAGCCUUAUGAUUGAAUUAAAUACUUUAUUUAAGAACAAAUCUUAUAUUUUUCGAAUUAAAAAUUGUAUUUUUGAUCAUUAUUUUUAUAUCGAACAAUAUAGAGAAGGUAUUCAAGUUAUGCAAUUAUAUGAUUUAAGAACCAUGCAAAUACAACAGAUUUUUAAUAUAUAUGAAGAAAAAAAUUAUUCAAAUAAAUAUAGCAAAUCCAUAUUAGCUAUUUCAGAAAAUGAGCAAAUGAUUGCUUUUUCUUCUGGAUAUGGAAAAUUGGCUCUUUAUUUAAUAGAAAAUGGACUAGAAAUUAUUCAUAAAGAUUUUGGAACAGAUACAAAAAUAAUUGCUUCUGAUUUUAAAGAUGAUAAUAAAUUAAUGAUAAUCAUUAAAAAAGCUAAACACGAGGGGAUAAAUAUUUUACUUUGGAAUUUAUAUACAAAUGAAUAUCAAUAUGAUAUUCCAUUAGAUGAAGUUGAUAUUAGUAUUUUUAAUAGUGCAAAAAUUCCUGGUAAAUACGUAUCUGUUAAUGAAUUUGGCAAAAUAUUAUCAUUAUUUGAGAGUUUACAUUUAUUAAUUAGUAUGAUAAAAGAAAAUUAUCAUGCACCAAAAUUUACAUUAUAUAGUAGUGGCAAAAGAGUAAACUCUAAUAUGAAUGUAAAAAAAAUAGAACACAAAAACCAUCUUGUUUUUCAUCAAAAUCGUUCAAUAAUCAAAGCAAAGAUUCUUAAAGAUAAUUUUGAACCAUGGAUAACUGGUAAUUAUAACGAAAUAUGGGUAUAUCUUGAUCCAAAGGAAUCGAUGCAGUUAUAUAUUGGAAAAUGUACUGUUCAAAUAUGGUGUAAAAUCGAGAAAAAUGAAAAAUUUGUUCUUAAAUAUUUUUGGGCUAACGAAGAUUAUGAAAAUAAAUAUUCAUUACGGAUAUUAGAAUUAGAUAUUUAUAACAAUGGUUUUUCUCUUAAACUAGAAGAUAACAUUCAGAUUAAAUGGUCUUAUAACGAUAAAGAUGAUAUUAAUUUAAUGAGGCAUGCUUGCGAUGCCCUUGUAUAUCUAAAUUAUCAAAGAUAUCAAUUAAUCGGAUAUGAGAAUCAGCAUGUAUUUGAGGAGAUUAAGUAUAAUAUUUCUCUUAUAAUUUGGAGAUUUAUCAGAAAUUAUCCGGAUAUUUGGAAAGUGUUGGAUAUUCACUAUAACCUUAUGGCAAAAAUCAUAAUUGGUGGAACAAAUGCUCUCAUUAAACGUAUUCUAUUUGGCGAUGAUAAAGUAAAUCAUAAAUAUUUGCAUAUACCAAGAAUAACUCGAUGGAAUAGAAGCACUGAAGAAAAUGAUAAAUUAGAAAAACCUACAAAGGAAAAAAUUGAUUUAAGUAAAUUAAGUGAUUUACAAAUAGCUAUUAAAUUGUGUAAACCAGAUCUUGAAAGUAAUCGCAGAAUUUUGGUGGUAACUUAUUUACUUGAAUAUUAUACAAAAAAUGCAACCGAACAUCUUGGAUGGUUAAUCACUUUUUCAAAAGCAUUACCAGAUUUAUAUACAUAUAAAUUAGAGUAUUUUGUAAGCGAAUUAUUUUACAAAAAAUGCAUGGAAGGUAUAGAAAUAUCAAAUAUUAUUGAUCAUAGGGAUAUUAUGCCUGAUAAGUUUAAAAUGAAUUCGAAUGCAAAAGUGUUCACAGCAUUUAAUCCAAAUUCGAAUCUUAAAGAAACAAGCGUGCCGAAAUCCAAUUUUGAAGCUUUAAGAAAUUAUUUGAAAUUAAAUUUAACAAAACUUUACGUUAAAAUUUUUUCAAAUGAUUAUGAAAGUUAUUCUCCAAUUGUAAAAAUAGUUCCUUUACAUAAUUUUACUGUUAAUAGUAUAUCUCAAAAAACUAAUGACCAUGAAGAUAAUGCAGAAAAUUUUUCACAACUUAGUCCAUUUGUUCGAAUCAUUAGAUCAGAAACUUGUUUUGCAACUAUUUGUGGAAGUUACGUUGCACAUUCUGAAGCAACAGGAUAUCAUUAUCUGGCAUCAACUGUUUCAGCAAUUUUUGUAAUGUCAUAUUGUAUUAGUCCUUCAUUUAAUACUAAAUACGCUUUUGCUAAUGCUAAGACCACCCAAGGAAAUACCAUUGCAAUUUCUUUUACAAUGCUAUUAUUGUGGUUUGAAUUUAUUUUAUAUCUUCGGUUAUUAUCAGAACCAGCAAAAUACAUCUACAUUAUGUUAAAUGUUAUUAAAGAGACUUGGAUGUUUCUUUCUUUUAUGAUUCUUGUGAUGAUAGGAAUAGCACAUAGUUUUUUACUAUUAUUAGAAUAUCCUGAUUAUACAAAUCUUACAGAAAAAACAUCAUCCUCUACAUUAUUUACGGGUGGUUCAAACCUCAAAAUACAAAACGAUUUUGAUCGAACCGAAGAUAACCCAGCUAAAAAUUUCUUUACCUCAUUUCUUUCAACAUAUAAUUGGUUAAAAGGCGACUUUUUACAACAGGACACAUGGAAUUUUUGGGCAGUAAAUCUUAUCACUUUUAUUGGUAGCAUUCUUUUAGUAACCAUUUUACAAAAUAUGUUUAUUGCUUUUAUGGGGGGUGUGUAUUCUAAAGCAUAUGAGAAAGGUCGUGUUGCAUUAUUGCGAUUUCGUGCAGAAUCAAUAUCGGAUUAUGAGGCAUUGGAUAAAAUUUAUUUCUAUCCUCAAUCACCAGAACCAAAAUAUAUUUAUUAUAUAGGCAAAUCCAAAAGUUAUGAAGAAUGGGAUGCAAAGGUUAAAAAAAUUAAUAAGGAAAGAAACUUAUAUGAUGAUUAUGAGGAGAAAAUUAUUGAAAGAAAAUUAUCAUAUAAGGAUGAAGAAGAUGAUUAUUCCGUUGAUGAUGAUAAUUCUGAAACUGAAAAGGAUAAUGAAGAAAUUAACAUUAAUCAACUUAAAGAGAUAAAUAGUAAGAUUGAUAAAUUACUUGAUGCAAUCAUUACAGCUGAUCGCCAAAUUAUUCCAAAACCUCGUGAUUAUUAA
Messenger RNA from Funneliformis caledonium, 3487 nucleotides. NCBI's taxonomy places the organism in Eukaryota, Fungi, Glomeromycota, Glomeromycetes, Glomerales, Glomeraceae. The record is from the annotation of a GenBank genome assembly.